Molecule: messenger RNA, 2592 nt
Organism: Microsporum canis CBS 113480
Lineage: Eukaryota; Fungi; Ascomycota; Eurotiomycetes; Onygenales; Arthrodermataceae
Product: formin-like protein 20
Exons: 3
Coding region: 337-2592 (751 amino acids)
Source: RefSeq, a predicted model, not a curated record
GGUGAUACCGACUAGUAUUAAUUGUCGAACAGCCAAGCCUCACCAUUUAGGACUAUAUAAUAUCCUCGAACCCUGGUUGGAUUCAUGUUGAAAUCGGAUACCCCAGGAAUAACGGAUAUAUAUAUAUUGACUUCCGACAAAACGAGGUCCUGUUUCAUCCUUGAACCCUCAAGUCAAACGGUUUUAUCCUCCUGCUCUGCCACCACUCGACCUCGACCUUGUUGCUACCUCAAUUAUCCUGCCGUUGGGCUUUCAAAUUGAGGAUAUAUUCUCCCAGAUCAUUCCGUUCGGUGGAGAGAUCUGGCCGGAUACUUCCUCUUCCGCCGCAAUCGUCCCAUGCCAUUGAACCGACGUGCCACGCCCGGUUCUGACCAUUCAUUCAGUGACGACGACUCAUCUGGAACAGGCGAGCAGGUCUCCCUGCCGUCCACUUCAAGCCACGAAUAUCAAGACUACGGAGUCGGAGGACCUUGGUCUCAUCUCCAAUAUCCUGACGAGCUAAAGCCGUCCGAUUCGGCUUCACGACCACGCACAUCCAACAGGCUGCGCGAACCAGUCGAUCCUCGACCACCCCGCCAUCGUUCAUCGAGGCGGCACCAGCACCAGAGUCAGCAUCCCCACCCUCGUGCGCACCCACACGCGCACCAACACCCUCACCCACAGGUCCAAGAAGCCCGCGCGGUGCCUUCCCACAGGUCAAGAAGACAACACGCCCGAGCGGCACCCCCUCAGCCGCCUCCGGUCCCCGUAUCACCUGAACCAGACUCUUCUGAAGAGGAAGAAGAAGACGAAGAGGAGGAGGAAGACGAAGAAGAAGAAGAGGACGACGAGGACGACUAUCUAGACUACGCACCAAACCCGGCUGAUAGACGGUUCUGGCCAGCACCUCCAACACAGGGCCCAGCGUCAUCUGCUCCAUCAUUCAAUCCAUACACGCCGCACCAACAGCCUCCACCACCCCCGUCUUUCACCCAGGCGCAACAUGCUCAUGCUCAUCCUGGGGGACCUUCAACUCAGCUUGUUCAAUUGGGACCCAUGGGCCAUCAGAACCCUGUAGCAGGACACAUGGGUCAAUACUCACAUCAACAGUACCCCUACGGCGGGCACUAUCCGCCUCCGCAGGGGCAUCAGCAACUCCCUCACGGAUACUACACCGGUCCAGAUGGACUACCACAUCCUCACCCGCAUGCCGCUCAACGCAUGCCACUUCACCACCCCAUCCACCCACCACACCACCCACAUGCCCAUCUUCCUCGACAUCGAUCCCGCAGCGGCUCACCGGACGAUGAAGAGGACUCACCAAAGCCUGCCAUGGCUCAUCCAGUCAUGAGCCAUCCCCCAUCAUUCCCCGGUACACCGCCUUAUAUAUCGCCGGAGAUGGUACCCUACGGCUACCCGCACACUCUUCCCCACCAUCCUAUGAUGCAUGGACACGGCCAUCCCCAAGCCCAGGCCCAAGCCGCUGCGGCUGCAGCUGCAUACUAUCAGUAUAUACAGCGGUAUCCUCACAUACCUCCAGCUAUGUUCCCGCCUCCGCCCUUCUUCCAAAUUCAGGCCCGUGAACCUAGCCCGGCUAAGAAAGAAAAGAGUAAGAGUCCCAGCCCGUCUCCACCAACGCCGCCACCGCCACCUCCCCCUCCACCCCCCGCUCCCGCCGAGCCUCCACCGCCAGACCCAAAAGAUGAAGCAAUUGCCCGACUUGAGAAGUUGAUCAUCGAGGAGAGAAAAGAGCGAGAGGAGCGUGACGCUGCUCGUGAAGCUGCUAUUAAGAAAGCUGCUGCUGACAAGGCUGCGGCGGAGGCUCUCGCUGCUAAAGAGAAGAAGAUUGCCGCCGAUGCUGCUGCUGCUGCUACUGCUGCUGCAAAGGAAGAAGCCAGGGUCGAGGCAGAAAAGGCGGCUGCGGCUGCAGCUGCCAAGGCAAAGAAGGAUGCAGAAGAAGCGGCCGCUGCUGCAAAGAAAGAGGCCGAGGAGGCAGCUGCCAUCGCUAUAGCAGAGGCUACGGCGGCUGCUACUGCUGCAGGAGAUACCAAGGCUGCCGAAGCAGCAGCAAAAGCAACCGAGGCUGCAUUGAAAAAGCCACCGCCGCCAAAGAAACCCGUUCAAUUUAAAGAUGCGAUAGGUAGGAAGUUUAAGUUCCCCUAUGACUUAUGCAAGACAUGGCAGGGAAUGGAAGAGCUUAUCCGCCAAGCAUUCCUGCAUGUCGACCUAAUCGGCCAACAUGUUGCAGACGGCCAUUAUGACCUAGUCGGCCCCAACGGCGACAUUAUCUUACCACAGGUCUGGGACACCGUUGUUGAACCUGACUGGACCGUAAGCAUGCAUAUGUGGCCCAUGCCUGAAAAACCCAAGGAGCCGGAUCCCCCACCACCACCUCCUCCACCGCCAGAGGAAGAGCCCGUCGUCGUUGUGGACGUUGCUCCUCCACCUCCACCUCCAGCACCAAAGAAGGUGAUACGUCCUGGUGCGCCUGGUGGAUUUGCUAAAUGGAUGACUGGCGGAAAGGUGAAGCCGAGGGCUAAUUCAAAGGCGGUAAAGAAGACUGAUGCUGGCCCUCCGCCCCCACCGCCUCCACCUCCGCCCCCGCCGCCAUGA